This is a messenger RNA of Torulaspora globosa, 2127 nucleotides long. It is a transcript of the gene YAT1, whose product is annotated as carnitine O-acetyltransferase YAT1. Lineage: Eukaryota; Fungi; Ascomycota; Saccharomycetes; Saccharomycetales; Saccharomycetaceae. Gene Ontology annotation, biological process: carnitine metabolic process. The record is from RefSeq and is a predicted model, not a curated record. The coding region runs from base 1 to 2127 and encodes 708 amino acids. Gene Ontology annotation, molecular function: carnitine O-acetyltransferase activity. The transcript has a single exon. Gene Ontology annotation, cellular component: mitochondrion.
AUGCCUGAUACUGCUCUACAAUCAAAUUUAUUGAAAAGAUUGCCUAUACCCGAUUUGAAGGAUACUUUAAAUAGAUAUCUUGAUAGGAUAGAGCCUUUACAAGACGAGAAACAGAAUAAGAGGACUAGAAAAUGUGUCCUUUCAGAUGAAAAUUUGGAAUUGAUGCAAACUUUGCAUGAAAAACUAUUGCAAUACGACGAAUCUUUGGCUCAUGAAAAUCCCAAUUCGUCGUACAUCGAACAAUUCUGGUAUGAUGCCUAUCUUCUAUAUGAGGCCUCGGUUGUUUUGAAUUCUAAUCCUUUUUUCCAGUUACAAGACGACCCUACGAUCAAGGACACUUCAGAGACAGGCACGGGUCCUUACGGGAUAUUUACUGGACAGGUCAAGAGAACGGCGAAGUUGGUGACUUCAAUUUUGAAGUUUAUCAAGGAGAUUCGUCAUGGAACUUUGAAGGCAGACACAGUUCGCGGUAAGAUUCCGCUUUCGAUGGACCAGUACGGCAAACUAUUCGGUUCCAGCAGGAUUCCGCCGGGCCCGGGUCAGGAGUCAUGUCAUCUACAAACGGACACUACAUCUCACCAUGUUAUCGUUAUGUACAAAUCUCAAUUUUAUUGGUUUGAUGUGCUGGAUGUCAACAAUGUGCCUAUUUUUUCCACUCCAGAAGAAUUGGAGUGGAACCUAUAUUCAAUUAUAAUGGACAACGAGAAGAGAUCCAACGAUGGGGAAAGCGAUUAUACAGCAAACGUCCCAUUUGGACUUUUUACCACAGAAAACAGGCGUGUGUGGGCCAAUAUUCGGGAUUACGUGUUUCACAGUGUUGACUCAAGUAAUUGGAAGAAUCUCAAGAUAAUCGACAGUGCUCUUUUCGUCAUCUGUCUCGACGAUGUCUCUUUCUACAAAGGCCAGGAAAACGAGUUGGUGAAAUCGCUGUUAUGUGGAACUUCACAGAUCGAUUUGGGUUCUGCAAACGCUGCGAGGCCGCUGGGCGUUCAACAAGGUACCUGUUCGAAUCGGUGGUACGACAAGCUACAACUCAUCAUAACAAGGAACGGCAAGGCUGGCAUAAACUUCGAGCAUACGGGAAUAGAUGGCCACACGGUUCUCCGGCUGGCAACUGAUAUCUACACCGAUUCCAUUCUAAGUUUUGCCCGCGGUGUCACAGAAAACGUGCCUGACAUAUUCCAUGCCGAUGGAACCACAGGGAUCAAAAAGCCUUCUAGGGCGAACCUAAUUACCAUCCCAAGAAAACUGGAAUGGAAAGUGGACUCGUUUCUAUUGUCUUCUUUACAUUUUGCGGAGACUCGAGUUUCCGACGCAAUUUCGCAAUACGAAUUUGCUACUUUGAACUUUGACAAAUACGGUUCCAGUCAUAUCAAGUCAACUUUCAAGACUUCACCCGAUGCUUUCGUUCAGCAAAUGUUUCAAAUUGCAUAUUAUGCGCUUUAUGGUAAAUUCGAAACAACUUAUGAACCCGCAAUGACCAAGAUGUUUCUAAAUGGCAGGACUGAAGCUAUCAGGAGCGUAACGCACCAGUCCAAGAAAUUUGUAAAGUCUCUGUUUGAUCGUCGAUCAAAUGAUGAAGGUCGCAUAAAAUUGCUGCAACAAGCUUGCGCAGAGCAUUCACGAAUCACAAAAGAAUGCUCCAUGGGUAUGGGACAAGAUCGCCAUCUGUAUGCACUUUACUGUCUGUGGAAUGAAUCUUACAAGGACAAAAUACCACUUCCACCCCUAUUCAACGACAGAUCUUGGAAUCUCAUCAACACAAAUGUUCUCAGUACCUCAAACUGCGGAAAUCCAUCUUUGGCCACGUUCGGUUUCGGUCCCGUAACGGCCAAUGGCUUUGGUAUCGGGUACAUCAUUCGUGACAAUUCAGUCUCAGUGGUAGUGUCAUCUAGACAUAGACAGACCCAUAGAUUUAUCUCCCUGAUUGAAAAAUCAUUCUUGGAGGUAGAUCAUAUCUUCGAGAGACAGGAGGCCAUGGCAAAUGAAGCUGACCCCCCAGAGAAGGAAAGCCGGACAUCUUCUAUGUCGAAGGGCAAACCAAGGACCUAUUCCAGCCUGAAAUCAGACGACCUGAGGUUCUUAUUGGGUGGCUACGAUUAUUUCGAUGUGAGUGUCUCGGGAUAG